CCCGGCACACUCUCAGCACACCUUCAGACGGAGAUGAAGUAACAGCAGCAGUCGAUCCACAGAGCAACAGCAGCGGAUCCGGAGGUUUCCUUCAGGGGGACAGGUGACAGAGCGGACCGACCGUGCGACCGACACUCAGCCGCCUCAACGUGCAUCGGUGGAAAUUACUGCUGUUUCACUCACUCACCCCCACCCUCUCCCGAACAGAACACCCUCCGAUUGCUACAAUAGAUGUUACUCAACUACAUGCAUUUCGAUCUGAUCCUGUAAGCCCAGUCCGCCAAGAUGGAAAAUGCACACACUAAAUCCGCGACUGAAGUUUUAGACAACUUCGGUGUGAACGAAAACACUGGGCUGACUCUGGAGCAAGUCAAAGUCAAUGUGGAGAGAUAUGGACCGAACGAGCUCCCAGCUGAAGAAGGCAAGUCCCUGUGGGAACUGGUGUUGGAGCAGUUUGAAGAAAUCAUGGUCAGGAUCCUGCUGCUAGCUGCCUGUGUCUCCUUUGUGUUGGCUUUGUUUGAAGAAGGAGAGGACACAACCACCGCCUUUGUUGAGCCUUUUGUUAUUCUUCUCAUCCUCAUCGCCAACGCUGUUAUCGGGGUCUGGCAGGAGCGCAAAGCUGAGAGUGCCAUUGAGGCUCUGAAAGAGUAUGAGCCAGAGAUGGGGAAGGUGUACCGCAUGAACCGUAAGGCUGUCCAAAGGAUCAAAGCCAGAGACAUCGUCCCAGGAGACAUAGUGGAGGUGGCAGUUGGUGACAAGGUGCCUGCUGACAUCAGAGUGACCUCUAUAAAGUCCACCACCCUGCGGGUGGACCAGUCCAUCCUCACAGGGGAGUCUGUGUCCAUCAUCAAACACACUGACCCUGUUCCUGACCCCAGAGCUGUCAACCAAGACAAAAAGAAUAUGCUGUUUUCUGGCACAAACAUUGCAGCAGGCCGCGCCAUAGGUGUGGUCGUUGCUACCGGCGUUGCUACAGAGAUCGGUAAGAUCCGUAAUCAGAUGGCGGCUACGGAACAAGAGAAGACGCCGCUGCAGCAGAAGCUGGACGAGUUCGGGCAGCAGCUCUCUAAGGUCAUCUCCCUGAUCUGUGUGGCUGUGUGGGUCAUCAACAUUGGCCACUUCGGAGACCCCGUCCACGGGGGCUCUUGGGUCAGAGGGGCUAUCUAUUACUUUAAGAUCGCCGUGGCCCUGGCCGUGGCCGCCAUCCCCGAGGGCCUGCCUGCUGUCGUCACCACCUGCCUGGCCCUUGGCACGCGUCGCAUGGCCAAGAAGAACGCCAUCAUUCGCAGCCUGCCCUCCGUAGAGACCCUGGGCUGUACCUCGGUUAUCUGCUCCGACAAGACGGGCACCCUCACCACCAACCAGAUGUCCGUCUGCAGAAUGUUCGUUGCAGACAAGGUAGAAGAUUCAAGCUGCAGCCUUCAUGAGUUCUCUAUAUCUGGUUCUACAUAUGCCCCUGAGGGACAAAUACUGAAAGGAGACAGGCACGUCCAGUGUGGAGACUUUGAUGGACUUUUGGAGUUGGCCACUGUGUGCUCUAUGUGCAAUGACUCUUCACUGGACUACAAUGAGGCCAAAGGGGUUUACGAGAAGGUGGGCGAAGCCACAGAGACGGCUCUCACCACCUUGGUGGAGAAGAUGAACGUCUUCAAGACUGACCUGUCCGGACUCAGCAAGGUGGAACGGGCCGGUGCCUGCAACUCGGUGAUCAAGCAGCUGAUGAAGAAGGAGUUCACCCUGGAGUUCUCUCGGGACCGCAAGUCCAUGUCCGUCUACUGCACCCCUGUCAAGCCGGGCUCCCAGAGCAAGAUGUUUGUCAAGGGUGCUCCAGAGAGCGUGAUUGAGCGCUGUCAGUACCUGCGGGUGGGAACAGGGAAGGUGGCGCUGACCCCAGCCCUGCGCGACCAGCUGCUGUCUAAGAUCAGGGACUGGGGGACAGGCAGGGACACCCUGCGCUGCCUGGCCCUGGCCACGCAUGACACCCCGCCGCGCAAAGAGAGCAUGGACUUGGGCAAUUCCAACAAGUUUGCAGAGUAUGAGUUGGGUCUCACGUUUGUUGGCUGUGUGGGCAUGCUGGACCCGCCCAGGAAGGAGGUGAUCGGUUCAGUGAAGCUGUGCAACGAGGCAGGUAUACGUGUUAUCAUGAUCACAGGAGACAACAAGGGCACAGCUGUAGCCAUCUGCAGACGGAUUGGCAUCUUCAGCGAGGACGAGGACGUGACAGGAAAGGCCUACACAGGCCGCGAGUUCGAUGACCUCCCGCUGGAAGCCCAGAGAGAAGCUGUCAAACAGGCGCGGUGCUUCGCCCGCGUCGAGCCAGCUCACAAGUCUAAGAUCGUGGGAUACUUGCAGUCAUUCGAUGAGAUUACUGCCAUGACAGGAGAUGGUGUCAACGACGCCCCGGCCCUGAAGAAAGCCGAGAUCGGCAUCGCCAUGGGCUCUGGCACAGCAGUGGCCAAGUCAGCAUCCGAGAUGGUGCUGUCUGAUGAUAACUUCUCCACCAUAGUGGCUGCCGUGGAGGAGGGCCGAGCCAUCUACAACAACAUGAAGCAGUUCAUUAGAUACCUCAUCUCCUCCAACGUGGGAGAAGUGGUCUGCAUCUUCCUGACAGCCAUCCUGGGUCUCCCUGAGGCUCUGAUUCCAGUCCAGCUGCUGUGGGUGAAUCUGGUGACCGAUGGUCUGCCUGCCACCGCCCUGGGCUUUAACCCCCCAGACCUGGACAUCAUGGACAAACCCCCCCGCAACCCCAAGGAGCCUCUCAUCUCUGGCUGGCUCUUCUUCAGAUAUCUGGCCAUUGGAGGAUAUGUGGGUCUUGGAACAGUGAGUGCUGCCACAUGGUGGUACCUGUUUGAUGAAGAAGGCCCACAAGUGUCUUUCUACCAGCUGAGACACUUCAUGCAGUGCACUGAGGACAACCCCAUGUUCCAGGGCAUAGACUGUGACGUGUUUGAAUCCCGCUACCCAACAACCAUGGCUCUGUCUGUGCUGGUCACUAUAGAAAUGUUCAACGCGCUCAACAGUUUGUCUGAGAACCAAUCCCUGAUCAGGAUGCCGCCCUGGGUCAAUGUUUGGCUGCUGGGAGCCAUCAUCCUGUCCCUCUCCCUCCACUUCCUGAUCCUCUAUGUGGAGCCACUGCCCCUGAUCUUCUUGGUGACCCCUCUGCGCUUGUCCCAGUGGAUCGUGGUCCUGAAGAUUUCCUUCCCAGUUAUCCUCCUGGACGAGGCACUGAAAUAUAUCUCCAGGAACCACCUAGAAGGUGAUGAGGACAAGAAAUAUCGGAGGAGAUGGCGACAGGACUAAGACCUCUCCCUCAACACACUCACACACUUAGACACACGCCUACCCUUUUCCCUUUACGAGCUAGGAACCUUUUCUCUCUCCCCUGUCCUCAUUCCCCCACUUCUGCAUGUCCAACAAACCACCACUAGAAAUGAGCGGGGGGCUUGCAUGAGAACGAGUGUGCAAGAAAGAGAGCAUGCGUGUCUCCUGCAAGCAUGGCUUUGUACGAUUGUGUGAGUGAAUGAGCACUGUGUGUGUGUGUGUGUGUGUGUGUGUGUGUGUGUGUGUGUGUGUGGUUGUGUGUGUGAACAGGCAGAUGCAGAUCUGUCUUUGUAGUUGCAAGAGCAUGAAACAACUGCAGAAAAGAAGAAGAUAUAACUGCCCAGGGCUCUGCUUUUUAAAGAUUGAGUUUCAUUGAGUUUCUGACUGUAUACAGUACAAACAUAGUGGCGCAGUAACUGGACUUUGGGGAGGGAAGGAGAGGGAGGACAGGGGAACGGAGGUUGAGAAUACUGGGUGGGAUGGGAAGGGGAGGGGGGAGGACAAUUUUGAAAUUAGCACUGAGACCGAAAGAGAGAGUGAGAGGGCCAGAUACUGGGGUACACACUGGCAAAAGAAGAGCAUCAGCAAGUGUGACCCGUGUAGAGAGAGCCGUUGUUUUCGUGUGUGUCCACAAAAACAUUAUUUGGAGGUACCGCCCAGGCUUGUGCCACCCACACUACUGGCAGCGAGUUCCAGCCAGCUCUGCAGGGGUGCGGCCUUAUCAGCUCAACAGUAUCUCUGGCCAGUGUGUCACAGCGCUACUCCUUCAUCGCUCUUUAUCUUUACCUUUACCACAUACAAAGUCUAACUCCCAUUGAUUGUUGUUUUACACAGAAUGACUCUCCUUUUGCCUGUCUCGCUCUCUGUCUCUCUCUGUCUCUCUUUCUCGUUCUCUGUCGAGGAGGCAGCUGUGUUCCCGGAGGUCACGGCGUUAAUCGUGCUCUUGAGUUAGGUCAUGGAGAUGUCGCUCCACCCAUAGGUGUGAAUAGCUUUACGCUGCUUGGCCGCUUCCUUGGCUCUUAAUUUCGAGGAGCUGAGGUCAGCUCACAGACUUGGCAAACAUAUAAAAGAAAUACCUAAAUAAAUAAAAAUGUCAAACCAGCAUAUCAGUAGAGUAGUCGUCAGCAAGUCCACCCAGCUGGUUCUGUUAAGCCUCACUUUAAUGUCCAUCUGCUGUGCUGCCAUUGGAGUUUUGGCUGUCAGAUAUCUAAAUUAAAGGCAGAUCUGAGCAAGAGGAUAAAGCUCCAUGACAUUUUGUACAUAAUAAUUGUCUUGGAGCACCAUGUUGUUGAUCUUCCUUUUCAUUUCUUCAGUUAUUUUUAACCCUGCACUAGUGCUAAAGCGUGUGCAUAUAGCCUUACUUGAAUUAAUUUGUCUGAUUUGACUUGACAGGCUUUUGGGUGUUGAAUGGCACGGAUGAUGUAGUUAAAGUAAGUUAAGAAAUGGCAAGUAAACUGCUUGAUUGUCUCACUCGGUCAUGAAUCAUUUAUAUAUUAAGCACAUUUACUGUAACAUCCAUGCCUUAUACAGCCCACUGCACCUCCACAUUGAAUAUGUGGUCCAAAUGAAUGUGUUUCUGCUAGCCUUUAAUCAGCCCCCGCCCUAACGUGCCCUAACAGUUCACUUCACUCUGAUCGCCUGUGGUCUUACAGACUCUGAAUGUCCACCUGGUCUGAGGCAUGUUUAAUAGGAAAGCCUUUUUGGUUGUGCUUAGUGCGCUGCUCCCUCAGCUCCUCCUGCUCUCUCAGUGCUUUAGCGACUCACUUCGGUAUUGUUUUAUAAUGACUAAAUAGUAAUGUAUUUGACUGAAUGAACCCACGCCGUUUGGAUUGUGUUUUUAAGUCUUAAUUAUGGGUUUUGUGUUGGGCCCUGGUGCUCUGUGGACUGGGUCAGUGGUGUGUUUGGUCUCUUGUUGCUUCCACAUAGGGCAGAGUAGAGUGUGCACAUUCAAAAAAAAAACUGCUGG
Molecule: messenger RNA, 5287 nt
Organism: Sander lucioperca (pikeperch)
Lineage: Eukaryota; Metazoa; Chordata; Actinopteri; Perciformes; Percidae
Gene: atp2a3
Product: ATPase sarcoplasmic/endoplasmic reticulum Ca2+ transporting 3
Exons: 21
Coding region: 286-3300 (1004 amino acids)
Biological process (GO): calcium ion transmembrane transport; intracellular calcium ion homeostasis
Cellular component (GO): membrane
Molecular function (GO): P-type calcium transporter activity; ATP binding; ATP hydrolysis activity
Source: RefSeq, a predicted model, not a curated record